Molecule: messenger RNA, 1291 nt
Organism: Caenorhabditis sp. 36 PRJEB53466
Lineage: Eukaryota; Metazoa; Nematoda; Chromadorea; Rhabditida; Rhabditidae
Source: the annotation of a GenBank genome assembly
AUGAGCAACAAUUCACAAAAUGUCGAAACGAGCAAACCACUAUCACCGUGGCGACAACAGCAACCCCUUACAUCAAUCCAGAAUGUAAGAAAAGAGCCGUGUCCGGCUGAGACUAAACACGAAAAAAGAUUUCAGACAGGAAGACCCACGCCUUGCAUCCUCCUCUGCCGUGUCUGGCACCGAAUUGGACACCGAACCCGUCUCCAGACAUUUCAGUAACAAGUGAGGUAGAUGCCAGCGAAGAGAACCCCGAAUACGUUCUUCAAACCGAAAUAAAUGCUCAUUUCAAAUCUAUUUCAUCGAUUAAAUUCUCGCCUUGCGGAGUCUAUCUGGCAACCGCGUCAGCAGACAAACUCAUCAAAAUAUGGGAUUUGGACCAAAGUACAACUUAUCCAAUCAAGAGAGUAAGCUGUUCCUCCGUCCCUUCGAAACAUCUCGUCUUUUUCUCAGAUUGCUGUUCACAACACUGGCAUAAACGAUCUUGCCUGGUGCGGAUGCAGCCGUUUCAUCGCUUCCGCUUCCGACGACAAAACUGUCAGAAUAACGAAUGUCAAAGAAGAAAAUCGUGUCACAAUACUCCGAGGGCACACGAACUACGUGCUCACCUGCUCUUACAACCGGUCGUCCACGAUGCUGGCGUCCGGAAGCUACGAUGGGACUGCCCGCACUUGGGACGUGAAAACGGGCGCCUGCUUGAGAGUUCUGCAGCACAUGGACGCCGUCAGUUGCGUGGCAUUCAGUUACAAAGGAGACACCCUAGCUACCACUUGUUACGACCGACGCAUCCGUAUUUGGGAUUGUGAAAGCGGAGCUCCCAUCGAUGGUUUUGCGGAAGAAUAUCCAAUUGUAUUCGUCAAGUACACACCAAAUGGAAGGUACCUCCUGACUGCCAGUCUGGACGAGUAAGAAGCAUUUCUUAUCAGUUCGAACUCGCAAUUUUCGUUUUCAGCACGUUGCGAUUGUAUAGCAUUGUUCUGAGAAAACAAGUAAAGGUAUAUAAAGGUCAUAUCAGCAGACAGGACGCCAUAUUCGCUGAUUUGUCGGUGGUUGGAAAGCAUGUAAGUUCUGGAUAUCACUUCAGCGGCUAACACAGUUUUUUUAGCAUCUUGUCUGCGGCUCGGAAGACGGAAAAGUCUAUGUUUGGGAUAUUCAAAGCAGAAAAGUGCUGCAAGUGCUCGGAAGGCAUGCGACUUCAGUUAUAGCAGUGAGCUGCAAUCCUACUCGAAAACUGCUCGCCACCGCAAGCCUCGAGCCCGAUCACAAACUCAGAAUCUGGAAAUCUGUCACAUAA